AAUGGGUUGACUGACAAUUUGUUGCUUCAGCUUCUUGCUUCAACACCGACAGUGAUGCCUUUGCACCUUCAUUAUGAUAAUGACAACCCAAAUUCAGUCUUGAGCUGGUUGGAGCGUUGGUCGAUCUCCCGUUUUUGGAAACCAGCUCCAAGACCAAAGAAAACUUCUGAUUCAAAAUCUCAGAGGAAGCAUGGUAAUGAGCAGACUGUUGAGACUGAAACUGGCAGCAGACCAAAACGGAGUGUGAGGAAAGUCCCUGCUGCAAAUAUCGACAGUUCCUCAGCUCAACCAACCAAUGAAUUUGAGAAACCCAAACGCAACAUUCGGAAAGUUUCAAGUAAUCCAGCAGAUACAAUGCAGGAAAAUCCACAAAGUGAGCUUGAAAAGGUAAAGCGGAACUUGAGAAAAGUUCAUAAUCCAGUAGUAGAGAAUUCUGUCCAGCAAGAAGUUGAAUUUGAGAAGCCAAAGCUCAAUGUUGAAAAGGUACCGACCAGUUCAGGUCAUGAAAUUUUGGAACAGGGCCUGAAUUAUUUAGGUGAACAGAGUGUUAACUCUUUGAGUGAGAAGAUCAAGAAUGAGACAGCCUUGAAAGUGGUCAAGCAGCCUGAGGCUGAAAUUUCCCAAGCACCAUUAGAAAUGACUGAGACAUUGGAUUUGUCAUCUAUUGUUGAGCCUGUAGAUGAGUCAAAGCCUUUGGUUGAGAGCGAGAAUAAAGAUGAGAAUAGUCCAAAAACAAAUGGGGAACUGAACCAUAAGGAGGAUAUGAUCGGCAAUGAGAAUCAAAAAACAAGCAGAAAAGCUUCAGUUGCUGCAAAGCAAGAACGAGCAGAAAAUGGGAUUCAGAAUAGUCCUACACUCCCAAGCUAUAUGCAAGCAACUGAAUCAGCGAAGGCAAAGCUGAGACUGCAAGGUUCCCCAAGAUCUGCACCCCAAGAAGGGACUGAGAAAAAUAAUGUUGCUCGACGACAUUCUCUACCUUCAUCAACUAACAGCAAAAUCAGCUCCCAGUCACCAAGGACACAGAGAGUGGUACAUGCAGCUGGAAAAGGUGGGAGUAAAGGUGAAAGGGCCACGUUAGCAUCGCGAGAUGGAAACGCUAAGGUGACCCAAGUAGAAUGGAGAAGGUGAUUUCCCGGAAGUCUAAAGAAGUUAGUGAAAAGGGGUAACUCAUAUCUGUAGUCUAUUGUUCUUUAAUGCACCUGUUUUUUUUUUUUUUUUUUUUUUUUAAAGAUUAUCCUUUGUUUAAACCAAGUAAACU
Messenger RNA from Carica papaya (papaya), 1258 nucleotides. NCBI's taxonomy places the organism in Eukaryota, Viridiplantae, Streptophyta, Magnoliopsida, Brassicales, Caricaceae. The record is from RefSeq and is a predicted model, not a curated record.